AUGGAUGAUGAUAGUGUCAUUGUUGUGUCUGGAAAUGGGGAUCUUGAAAAUGGAUCAACGAAUUUAAAUGGGAACUCAAACGACACCCUUGAGAUUGAAGGGUUGGGCAAGAGUUUUGAAAUUGCUGUCGGGUUGAAUGAGGGGGAAAAUCAUUUAAAUGCUGUUCAAGAAAUCACGGAAAAUCCAGCUUUACCACCAGAAAGCCAUUCAACCAGCAGCCCAAAGGAACCCGAGGUUCAAAAGUCUGAUGAUUCAAAGGGUUCGAAACCGCUGAAGGGUACGAUAAGGACCAGAAAUGGGAAACCCUUGAGCAAGGGUAAAGAUGGAAAGGAGGUUACAAAAUCUGUAAAUGGCAACACUGUUUCUGAAUCACUCCCGAGGCAGACUUCUGCUUUCGGAACAAAAGGCAAAUCAUUCAACGAGAGGCGAGCCUCUGCUCAAAAUAUGGGACCACGUGAAAAUCAGCAGUCUUCCACAUGCGGAGAACAGCCUGAAGAACUUCUUAAGAAGGCAAAGCUGAAAGCCAUUAGGAAAGGCUCUGCAAGUAAAGCAGAUGAGGUCCCUCAGUCUUCAUCAAGUCCUACUGGUGGUGAUGAUGCUAAGCCCCUCAAAUUGGGUACUCUUCCGACCUAUAAUUUCAGUUUUAAAUGCAACGAAAGAGCUGAGAAAAGGAAAGAGUUCUAUUCAAAACUCGAGGAAAAGAUCCAGGCAAAGGAAGCAGAGAAGUGUAAUCUGCUAGCUAAAACUAAGGAAACACAGAAUGCGGAGAUCAAAAUGUUCAGAAAAAGUUUGGGUUUCAAAGCUACACCAAUGCCGAGCUUCUAUCAGGAACCAGCACCUCCGAAGGCGGAACUAAAGAAGAUGCCAACUACCCGAGCCAAGUCCCCCAAGCUCGGCCGGAAAAAGGGCUCGAGCUCACCAACUUCCGACACCAAAGAAAACGGGCCCCGCCCGUCCAGGUUAAGCCUAGAUGAGAAGCUCUCACAGAGCAACCUCGCCAGAACACAUGAUCAUGUCAAGAAACCGCAAAGGAAGUCCCUUCCCAAGUUACCCUUUGAGGACAAUGCCUUGUCAUAUGAAAAGAAAAAAACAUCAACAUCAUCCCGUAAAACUGCUGAGCAAGUGGUUCAGCCGAAAGUCUUGACCGAUGAAGCAAUUACAGUUUCUGGGAGAACUGACAGCGGGUCGAACAUGGAUGAGAAACUUCCGGAAGCUGCUCAGGAAGAAAUUGCUAAGGUGCAAGAGACAAUUCCAGUAUGA
Molecule: messenger RNA, 1260 nt
Organism: Striga hermonthica
Lineage: Eukaryota; Viridiplantae; Streptophyta; Magnoliopsida; Lamiales; Orobanchaceae
Source: the annotation of a GenBank genome assembly